Messenger RNA from Sclerotinia trifoliorum, 2638 nucleotides. The record is from the annotation of a GenBank genome assembly. Lineage: Eukaryota; Fungi; Ascomycota; Leotiomycetes; Helotiales; Sclerotiniaceae.
CUUCCUUCACUCAUUAUUCCCAUUAUUCAUCAAAAAACAUCAUCGCUCUUCUUUCUCUUCCACACACACACUCGCUCUCCCUCUAUUACUUCUCCAACCUGCAUCGAAAAACAAUAACAAAUCAACUUUCCACCAAUUCCACCACAGAACCAAGGAAAUCCAGUCCUUCCUUACUCGAUAAUAUACUAAACGAACUUUACAAACAAACUACGUCUCUCUAGUACAGAAUACUCUUACUGACACACAAGAACCAUCCAAAUGAAAGCUUAGCCUUGCUUAUAUGUCGACACCAAAAGUUAUAUCAUCGACACGCAACCCCACAAUUCGCGCAAACUGACUUACCGCAUACAUACAAACAUACAUACAUACAUUUACAUAUGAGACUCGAACUUUCAAUCUCAACUCACACUGCUCAACAACAUUGUUUCCAUUCGGCGCAAACCUGCGCGGUGGCGCCAGUGAUCUUUGGGUGUGCACGAUAUGUCUGCCUUUGUCCGAGUUUCCGGUCCUCCCAACAGUAAUUUUUUAGUUGGAUAUCCGGGUAUUUCUGCUACGCUUGUAGGUGAUUUUUAUUUUCUCUUUGGGGUUUGAUCAUCUGUUUUGCGAUUGUGAGUUCCAUGAGGAUUUGGGAUUAAUUCGGGGAUUAUAGCCUAGGGUAGAGGGUAAAGUAGAGAUUCGACCCCUCACUGGAAUUUCUGCGCCGAUAGCGAUAUCAUUGGUCCGAAUAUGUUUACAGCGAAGGGAAACGAUACAUCCAUCCGCGGAAUCGAUAGCUAAGAAACAUUUGGGGACACCUCGAAGAGAAACGACCGAUGUGGUUGGGAAGGAGUUGCUCUUGUUUCGAUGUACAGCAGGCAAGGAAAGCGAAAGUGUGGUUUUGAUGGAUCUACCUUUCGUUUUAUUCAUACCAUUUGGAAGAGGAGGACAGGAAUCAAAUCGAAGGAUCCCACCGGCCAGUCUGCAAUUACCUAGUCGCACAGCGGAAACUUAUUAUGAAUUGGUGGUUACCGUUCAACAGGGCCAAGAACAAAAAAAAUUCGCAUUUCCAGUUCCGUUGCAAAGAUAUGACACUAUUUCAACAUUUGGCAUGUACAAGAAGCCGGAAUCAGCAGAGAAUAAUUCGGAUCAUCUUGUUACUUUGAGAAUUUCACUACCUCGGUGGUCAUUUGGUCCCUCGGAUCCUGUUGAUGUUUUUAUCACAUUAUUACCCAAUCCUAUAUGGUUAAAAAAGGCUACCAAAGUAGUCAUACAAAAGAUUACAAUUGGGAUAGAAGAAGAAAUCACAUAUAAUCCUGAAGGUGAUGAACCUACGAAGAAGAUCAAUCGGAUAGCAAAACAAACUGCGACGGUGGGAACGAGAUUACCAGAGGCGGGAUACUUCACAGCCCUUGGUUUAAUAUAUCCAUCGAAGGAUUUAAGGGAUUCGGAGGGAAUAAUUAGGAGAGGAAAGGCGGCUUUUCCAAUGCAUUUUGUUAAUUCUUUUACGACGACAGCAACUCUAUAUAAGAUUGAAUUCUUUCUUGUUAUAAAGGUAUAUAUGUUUCUUCUUUUUAUUUCUUGCUUGCGAACUUUACCAAUACUCCUUUUCACUGAUUCUAUUCACAUUCUUAAAGCAGAGCUGACAUAGCCUAAAGGUUCAUCUAUCCGGCGCUCGAGAUAUCACUCAUCGUCAACCAAUAAUAGUAUGUCCUUUAAAUGGAAAAGAAUGCGAAGAGGAGAUGGGAGCAAUCGAACAAGCGGCAAGAGAUGCAUCACGUAUCGAUCCUGUGAACCCAAUGUUACCUGCUUGUACGAUUAUUAAGGCGAGGGAUGCAAGUGCUUUAAGAGCACUAGGGUGGACAAUGGUUGGAGGUUCGAGAAAAAUGGUUAUUGAAUGAAAGGGUGUCGGAUGAAUGAAAAUAUGAAUUCCCAAGAAGAUUUUAUUGGGUGAUCACGAGGUUGGAGUGAUUUGGAUUGAGAGGGUCCUUGAUUCGACUCAAAAGUGAUGCCGCGGGAUAGUUGGACCGAGGAUUACUAUGAGGGGAGAACAAAUACGAUAACUCGCGAAAUCGAUCGAUGAAAGCGAAAUUCGAAACGAUGUCCUCGCCAUACAUAUCACGAUAGGAUGGAACAUAGCGACAAUGUUCAUGAAAGACGAUUAAUAUCACAUCACGAUACCUCGUAUGAGCAAGGAGAGUAAUGUUACAGAUUAAUGAUUGAAAGUGGAUUGACAUGAAAUUUUACCUCGAGCGUAUAUGCUCGUUUGGGUAGAUGGUAGGGAAGCAAGUAGCAAUGGAAUGGAAUAUAAACCAGGAGAGAAACGAACAUGAAUAUGAGAUUAGUUUGAAAGAAUGAAAGGAAGGAAAAGGAUGGAAUUGAUUGAGUCGAAUUGGGGUUGAUUAUAGGUACAUGAUAUUGAAUGAAUUUCAAGGCAUAACGAUUUGUUGCAUUUUCUGGUAGUUGGGUUGGGAUUUAAGGGCGGUUAGAGGUUGAGUUUGGCAUGGUUUGGAAGUUUUAUUUGGAUGAGGAGUUUGGGGAUUAGGUUUGGAUGUGGAGUUGGAUGGAAGUUGCAUGUGGAGCUGGAUUGGAGUUGGAUGAGGAGUUGGAUGGGGAGUUGGAUAGGGAAAUCCAUUGGGUUGGGUUGGAUUUAUUUUAUAUG